Molecule: messenger RNA, 2354 nt
Organism: Cydia strobilella
Lineage: Eukaryota; Metazoa; Arthropoda; Insecta; Lepidoptera; Tortricidae
Gene: Rrp1
Product: recombination repair protein 1
Exons: 6
Coding region: 150-2075 (641 amino acids)
Biological process (GO): base-excision repair
Cellular component (GO): nucleus
Molecular function (GO): DNA-(apurinic or apyrimidinic site) endonuclease activity; DNA binding; phosphoric diester hydrolase activity
Source: RefSeq, a predicted model, not a curated record
UGUCAUUUUUACCGGAAAUUUCGCCCGCCACCCGCCGGCCGCCAUCCAAAUCCAUCCUCGGCAAGACGCGCAAGUCCCGCCGUUUUCUUUUUUCAACCAGCUUAGCGGUUAAAUUAAAGUGCUUCUUGAUUAUAAAUUAAGAAUAUAACAUGGCACCUAGGACUGCAAAAGCCAAGAAAACAUCAAACACAAAAAUUGCAGAAAAUGAAGUACCUAAAAAAGGCAGAGGAAAAACAAAAACUGUGGAAGAGCCAGAGACUGAUGUUGUAGAAACUGAGGUGGUGGGUGAUGUUCCUGUCAUAGAUAAGAAAACCAAACGAGUCAAAAAGGGUGAGGUUGAAUCCAACGGACAAGAGGAAACAAAUGGAGUAACAGAAGAAAAAGCCCCUCCGGCUAAAAAGGGUAGAAAGAAGAAGACUGACACUCCAGAAGAAAGUAAUGGUGUAGAUGCUGAUGAGGAUAAAACUUCUCACUCUAACAAUGAACCUGAAGCACAAUCAGAGAGUAAUGGGCCAGCAGAAGAAGUGCCUGCAUCUGGAGGAAGGGGAAAAAAGAAGCCAGCAAAAAAAGAGGCGGCUAGCAAACCCAAAGCGGAACCAAAGUCAGCAAGAGGUAAAAAAGACACAAAGCAAGAGACUGAAAACGAAGAUAAAGAAGAAGGAAAUGAAGAUCUAGUCAAGCCCGCAGCCAAGAGCAAAGGCCGCAAAGGUGCACAAAAAACGAACAAGGAAUCUGAAACACAGGAAAAGGGUGAACCAGAUGACGAGAUCAAGGAGUCCCCCAAAAAAGAAGGAAGAAAGAGAGGACAGACAAAACCUGCUAAAGAAAACACUCCAGAAAAUGAGCAAGGUGAGCAGGAUGUUGAAGACAAACCUGCUGAUGAACCUAAGAAAAAAGAACCUAAAGGCAGAAAAAAUAACGCAAAAAAGACAGCAAUAACAGAAAAUGAAGAUGAGGGGACUAAACCAGAACCUGCUUCUAAAAAAAGAAAAGUUACAAAAAAAGAUGAAAAAGAUGAUGUGAAAGCUGAGGUGGCUGAAGAAGCAGCCGCCGAGCCAAAACCUGCAAAGGGCAAACGCGGCCAGAAGAAGGAAGCCCCCGCCGAGGCCGAGGAGGCCACCGAGGCCGGCGACACGGCCAACAAACGACGUCGCAAGGCCGCCGACGAAAAGGUAUCGUCCGAAGACAAAAAAAGUAAAGCCCCACUCAAAAACAAAUCCUCCACUAAUUAUGAGGAUAUAGAUUUUUCGAAUAAAUCAGAGACCCUGCAAGGUAAAGAGUGGAAUCUAAAAAUAUCCAGCUGGAACGUCGACGGAAUACGAGCUUGGUUGAAUAAAGGGGGUCUCGACUACAUAAAAUACGAGAAGCCCGAUAUACUGUGUCUACAAGAGACAAAGUGUGCUAAAGACAAGCUCCCAGAUGAGAUAGCUAAUUUGCCAGGAUAUCACGCCUAUUGGCAGGGGAGUGACACGGAAGGCUACGCGGGGGUUGGGAUCUACACAACGAAGCUGGCUAUAAGCGUUCAAUACGGACUGGGUAAUGAAGAAUUGAACGCCAAUGGGCGCAUGAUCACAGCCGAGUACGAACAGUUCUACCUCAUCUGCACGUACGUGCCCAACGCGGGCCGGAAACUAGUCACGUUACCCAAGAGACUGCAGUGGAACGAUGAGUUCCGCAAGUAUGUUAAAGCGCUUAACAAGAAAAAACCUGUCAUCAUUUGCGGUGACAUGAACGUUGCACACAAUGAAAUUGAUCUCGCGAAUCCCAAGGCAAACAAGAGGAAUGCCGGGUUUACGCCGGAGGAGCGCGCCGGCAUGACCGACCUGCUCGGCGACGGCUUCGUCGACUCAUAUCGACAUCUCCGGCCUGACGACACGGGCGCCUACACCUUCUGGACCUAUAUGUCGAACGCCAGGGCGAAGAAUGUUGGAUGGCGACUGGACUACUUCUUGCUGUCGGAAAGGUUACUACCAUCCCUGUGCGACAACGUCAUACGGAGCGAAGUGUACGGCAGCGACCACUGCCCCAUCACUCUCUUCUUGCACAUCACCAGUGCUGACAAACCUAAGGAAUAAAUUUACUUCCAAUAUAAGUGGGUGGAUCAACUUUUAUUGUUGUUACUCUGUCCCGUUAGCCAGACGAUAAUAGUAGCAUAGUUUGCUAUAAGAAGUACUAUCGACUAACACGCUAAGCAGAUAUCCCAUUAACGAAAGGGCUUAGGGUCAUUGCGCUAGUUUUCGUCCACUUAACGGAAUUUGAAUAAUAUAAACCUACCUUGCCGCACAAAUUUGGACUUAUUGCAAUCCUUAAUGUGUAGAAAAUGAUAUUUCGCAAGUAGCGAAUAAAAAAUAAAA